Neoarthrinium moseri is the source of this 1998-nucleotide messenger RNA. RefSeq lists its product as uncharacterized. Gene Ontology annotation, molecular function: myo-inositol:proton symporter activity. The coding region runs from base 1 to 1998 and encodes 665 amino acids. The record is from RefSeq and is a predicted model, not a curated record. The transcript is spliced from 9 exons. Gene Ontology annotation, biological process: transmembrane transport. Lineage: Eukaryota; Fungi; Ascomycota; Sordariomycetes; Amphisphaeriales; Apiosporaceae. Gene Ontology annotation, cellular component: membrane.
AUGGCUUCUAACCCAGACACCGGCCCCAAUGGGGGUGAGAAGAAGUUGACGCCAACUCGAAAGGACUCGGACCACAGUGAGGUCUCACGCACUGAGGUCGAAGACACACUCAGCAGAGACAACACCGUGGACGGGGCCCGCCCCUCCAACGUGAACGAUCAGCUCAGCCCCGAGGACCGAAAGCGUCUGGAGGCAUCAGCGAAGCUAGAGAACCCUCUGGCCGGUCUCAGUCAGGCUGACCUCGCCCGCCGGGGUGAGGAGUUCUGCGCCAAGCAUGGCCUCACGGAAGAGGAAGACAUUCGAGCGUUCAGACUCGGCGCCAUGAUUGCCGGGAACAUGAACAAGUAUGACACGGUGGAGGACCUCACAGAACGCGAGAGGGAAGUUCUCGAGAGGGAGAUCACGCACAAGUGGUCCAACCCAACAAUGCUCUACGCUGUCAUUGUAAUCUGUUCGCUUUGCGCUGCUGUCCAAGGAAUGGACGAGACCGUUGUCAACGGCGCUCAGAUCUUUUACAAAGUGCAGUUUGGUAUUGACGAUAGCGAUACAAACCCCAAUGCAAAGACGAACUCCUGGCUCAUCGGCGUAACUAAUGCUGCACCCUAUAUUUGCUGUGCCUUUAUCGGCUGCUGGCUCACAGAGCCCAUGAACAAGGUCUUUGGUCGUCGGGGAACCGUCUUCAUCUCGUGUCUGAUCUCGGCAAUCGCUUGUUUCUGGCAGGCAUUCACCAACACAUGGUGGCACAUGUUCAUUGCCCGUUUCGCCCUAGGCUUUGGAAUUGGACCCAAGUCGGCGACCACUCCCAUCUUCGCAGCUGAAUGCUCACCACCCAAGCUUCGCGGCGCUCUAGUCAUGCAGUGGCAGAUGUGGACGGCCUUUGGAAUCAUGGUCGGUUACGUAGCCGACCUGGCUUUCUACUACGUCCCGGAUAUGUCUGGCAUCGUAGGGUUAAAUUGGCGUCUAAUGAUGGGUUCCGCGAUGCUUCCGGCUGUAUGCGUGUGCGCUGUGGUCUAUUUCACGCCCGAAUCUCCCCGUUGGUACCUCACCAAGGGCCGCCAUCGGGACGCGUACAAGGCCAUCUGCCAACUACGUUACGAGAAGGUCCAAGCGGCCCGAGAUCUCUUCUACAUGGAUACUCUUCUACAGGUCGAGAAGGAGGCCAUGAACAUCGGCAGGAGCAAGAUCAAGGAGUUGCUAACCGUCCGUCGUAACCGCAACGCGAUGAUUGCCUCGGAGAUUGUCAUGUUUAUGCAGCAAUUCUGUGGUGUGAACGCCAUCGCCUACUAUUCAACCGAGAUCUUCAUCGAAGCCAGCUUCCCAAAGACUUCGGCGUUGGCUGCCUCGCUCGGCUUUGGUAUCAUUAAUUGGCUGUUCGCCAUACCGGGCUUCUAUACCAUUGAUACCUUUGGCCGACGUAACCUGCUACUUACAACACUUCCGCUGAUGUCCCUGUUCUUGUUCUUCACCGGCUUCAGUUUCUGGAUCCCGGAGACCAGCACGGCGCAUAUUGCUUGCAUUGCCCUUGGUAUUUACUUGUUUGGCGUGGUAUAUUCGCCUGGUGAAGGUCCCGUACCAUUCACAUAUUCAGCUGAGGCAUAUCCACUAUAUAUCCGCCCUGUUGGUAUGUCUCUCGCCACGGCGACUACGUGGUUCUUCAAUGCCGUACUCUCAAUUACGUGGCCCUCGCUCGUCCAGGCGUGGACCAGCCAAGGCGCUUUUAGUUGGUAUGCGGCCUGGAAUCUAGUGGGCUGGGUUUUGGUUCUUCUCUUCGUACCGGAAACGAAAGAAAAGACCCUGGAAGAGCUUGACGCUGUAUUCAAUGUGCCGUCACGCAGUCUAAUGGCGUACGGCAUGAAACAGGUUUUCUACUUCUGGGGCCACUACAUCCUGCGCCGGGAUAUCGCCCCGCCCAAGGUGCCCUCGGCCCGUGACACGGUCGAGUAUACAGAAAAGCAGUUUUCCAAGGAGAAGCACCACGACCCUAGCGCUCGUGUCUAG